Molecule: messenger RNA, 1983 nt
Organism: Tripterygium wilfordii
Lineage: Eukaryota; Viridiplantae; Streptophyta; Magnoliopsida; Celastrales; Celastraceae
Product: receptor homology region, transmembrane domain- and RING domain-containing protein 2-like
Source: RefSeq, a predicted model, not a curated record
AAAAUUAAAACCCGACUAAACUUUCUCUUUUCACGGCUCUGUUCAUCUGUCAAUACCCAAAACCAAUUCCAGGAAAUAAUUACUUACAGAAGAUUCACAUAUUUCCUCCGAUUCUCUCCAUCUCGAAUGGAAUCUGACGUUUCUCUCAUUUCUUUCUAUCUAGAAAACUAAGUUUUUUUGUUUUUUUUUUGCGAUUUCUUCAUUUUCUGAGAGAUCGAGAACUUCGGGUCGCUGUUGUUUUUGUCGGUGGUGGUGGUUGGUGGAGGAAGUGGAGAUGAGGAGUGUGAGUUUCGUGUUCGUGGUAUUUCUAUUGGCUCUUACGCUUUGGAUGGUUUCAGGGAACGUGGUUUUGAUUGGCAACAAUGUUACUUUGUCUUUCGAUGACAUCGAAGCUAUUUUCUCUCCACCUGUUCAAGGUUCAGGUGAAUGUGGAGUAUUGCACUUGGCAGAGCCACUUGAUGCAUGCUUAGAGUUGACAAAUAAAGUUGAGCGAGUUCCGAAUACUAGCUUACCAUUUGUGUUGAUUGUUAGAGGAGGAUGUAGCUUUGAAGACAAAGUUAGAAAAGCACAGAAAGCUGGUUUCAAAGCUGCUAUUGUCUAUAACAAUGAAGAUGAUGGAGUAUUGGUUUCAAUGGCAGGAAAUUCAGCUGGUGUAAAAAUACAUGCUGUGUUUGUUUCCAGAGCUUCUGGCCAAGUACUCAAGAAUUAUGCUGGCUUACCUGAUCUGGAGCUGUGGAUAAUCCCGAGCUUUGAAAGUUCAGCAUGGUCAAUCAUGGCAAUCUCCUUUAUUUCUCUCCUUGCGAUGUUUGCUGUGCUGGCUACGUGUUUCUUUGUGCGCAGACAUCAGAUAAGACGAGAAAGGCCUCGAGCUUCUCGCGUCCGGGAAUUCCGUGGAAUGAGCAGGCGUUUAGUGAAAGCAAUGCCAAGUCAGAUAUUUACUUCUGCUGUAGAAGACAACUGCACUUCAAUGACAUGUGCCAUAUGCCUUGAGGAUUAUAAUGUGGGUGAAAAGCUGCGGAUUUUGCCAUGCUGUCACAAAUUUCAUGCUUUCUGUGUGGAUUCUUGGCUUACGGCAUGGAGAACAUUUUGCCCAGUAUGCAAGCGUGAUGCGAGGACUACCACGGGUGAUCCAUCAGCAUCUGAAUCCACGCCAUUGCUGUCAGCUUCUGAGGCUUCAUCAGCACUGUUGUCGUUUAGAUCAUCUUUAGCAUCAUCAUCAGCCAUUCAAAUACUGCCAGCAUCGUCUGAGUCUCUUUCAGUUCCUCGUACUCAUUCGUAUGCUAGCUCUUCGUAUGCUCAACAGUCUCUAAGAUCCUGCCAUCAGUCUCUUUCCAUGAGCGUGAGCCGAAGCUCAGUUGAUCUUAGAAAUGCUUCUUCUCAAAGAUCACUAUUCCAUUUAAUUUCACCACACUCUUCAGGUUAUCCGUCUUUAAUGCCAACAAGUUCCAGAUACAUGUCUCCCUAUAUUAGAAGCCCAAGCUAUGCCUCACCAAGUUUAAUCACUUCAUCAGAUUAUCAGCUGAAGCCACUUCGCUGUAGUGAGUCAGCUGCAAGCUUCUCUCCUUUUGCUUCUGCUCAUUCGCUUCCAGAAUCCUGAUUGGAAGUUUACCAUAUGAUAAUACUGGUAAAUGCUACAAAGCUAUAGGAAAAGUGAGCUGGCAUUUGUCAAACCUUUCUGACCUAUAGUUCUCGCAUUACUGGCAUUGCUUGAUUAUUUGUUUUCAUUGAUUUGCUUGGUUGCUCUCUUAUGCCAAGGCUGGAACAUCAUGUGCAGCCGCCCGUGUUUGCACAUUGUAGCAUAAGUUUGUGCUGUUUGUGUGUGUUAACACUAUUGAGUGAUAAUUAUGCUUACAGGUUGAUGUUUCUCAAAUCAUCAUUACUGGAGUUUCUUUUCGACAAUGAUGAAUAUGUUGACCACUGAGAAGCUAACUUGAGUUUUGUAGAGUUUGCAGGCGCAGAUGGACAUGGUAAUGAUUUGCAGUA